Molecule: messenger RNA, 2693 nt
Organism: Miniopterus natalensis
Lineage: Eukaryota; Metazoa; Chordata; Mammalia; Chiroptera; Miniopteridae
Source: RefSeq, a predicted model, not a curated record
AUGGACAUCACAGCUUGUCACUUUGCCAAACUGGGAGGACAGAAGGUGUUCGCCAGCCUCCCCCAGGUGGAGAGGGGCGUCUCCAAAAUCAUCGGCGGCGACCCCAAGGGCAAUAAUUUCCUUUACACUAAUGGAAAAUGCGUCAUCCUAAGGAACAUCGAUAACCCAGCCCUUGCUGACAUCUACACGGAGCAUGCCCAUCAAGUGGUGGUGGCCAAGUACGCGCCCAGCGGAUUCUACAUUGCCUCUGGAGAUGUGUCUGGGAAGUUGCGGAUCUGGGACACCACGCAGAAAGAGCACCUCUUGAAGUAUGAGUAUCAGCCUUUCGCUGGGAAGAUCAAGGACAUUGCUUGGACGGAAGACAGUAAGAGGAUCGCAGUGGUCGGUGAAGGAAGGGAGAAGUUUGGAGCUGUCUUCCUGUGGGACAGUGGCUCUUCUGUGGGCGAGAUCACGGGACACAACAAAGUCAUCAACAGCGUGGACAUCAAGCAGAGCAGGCCCUACCGGUUGGUGACCGGCAGCGAUGAUAACUGCGCCGCGUUCUUUGAGGGGCCACCAUUCAAGUUCAAGUUUACAAUUGGCGACCACAGUCGCUUUGUCAACUGCGUGCGAUUCUCUCCUGAUGGGAACAGAUUUGCUACGGCCAGCGCUGACGGCCAGAUCUACAUCUAUGAUGGAAAGACGGGCGAGAAGGUGUGCGCCCUAGGAGGGAGCAAGGCCCACGACGGAGGCAUCUACGCUAUCAGUUGGAGUCCUGAUAGCACCCAUUUGCUUUCUGCUUCUGGAGACAAAACCUCUAAAAUUUGGGAUGUCAACGUGAACUCUGUUGUCAACACAUUUACCAUGGGUUCCAACGUUCUGGACCAGCAGCUGGGCUGCUUGUGGCAGAAGGACCACCUUCUCAGCAUCUCCCUGUCCGGGUACAUCAAUUACCUGGACAAGAACAACCCCAGCAAACCCCUGCGGGUCAUCAAGGGUCACAGCAAAUCCAUCCAGUGCCUGACAGUGCAUAAAAACGGUGGCAAGUCCUACAUCUACUCUGGGAGCCACGACGGACACAUUAAUUACUGGGAUUCCGAGACCGGGGAAAACGACUCCUUCACUGGGAAGGGCCACACAAACCAAGUGUCUAGGAUGACCGUGGACGAGUCUGGGCAGCUGGUGAGCUGCAGCAUGGAUGACACAGUACGGUACACCAACCUCACGCUGCGGGACUACAGCGGGCAGGGGGUCGUGAAACUGGACGUCCAACCAAAGUGCGUAGCUGUCGGCCCCGGAGGAUACACAGUGGUUGUGUGCAUCGGGCAGAUCGUCCUGCUGAAGGAUCAGAGGAAGUGCUUCAGCAUCGACAACCCCGGCUACGAGCCCGAGGUGGUGGCCGUGCACCCCAGUGGGGACAUGGUGGCUGUCGGGGCCACGGAUGGGAAUGUCCGCCUGUACUCCAUCCUGGGCACCACACUGAAGGCCGAGGACAAGCUCCUGGAGGCCAAGGGCCCCGUGACGGAUGUGGCGUACUCCCAUGACGGCGCCUUCCUCGCAGUAUGUGACGCCAGCAAGGUGGUCACAGUCUUCAGCGUUGUCGAUGGCUACGCGGAACACAAUGUAUUUUAUGGGCACCACGCAAAGAUCGUCUGCCUGGCCUGGUCCCCCGACAACGAGCACUUUGCCUCCGGUGGCAUGGACAUGAUGGUGUACGUCUGGACCCUGAGUGACCCUGAGACCAGAGUCAAGAUCCAAGACGCUCACCGGCUCCACCAUGUGAGCAGCCUGGCCUGGCUGGACGAGCACACGCUGGUCACCACCUCCCACGACGCCUCUGUCAAAGAGUGGACAAUCAGCUACUGAGGACCCGCCUCCGGACGGACCGAAUCAGGGACUAGAGUCGAACUGCAGCAGAACACGGCAUUUCUGUUUCUGUACCGCCCCCUCGCCCCGCCCCCUCCGCUCGGAGGGAGGGGCCCCACUCCCAGUGGCCCUCGUCUCCGCAGGGGUUCAUAUCUAUCCACGUCCUUCUGAAAGCUUUAGACAGUGACAGUUUGCACAUGAGAAAUAAAGUGAGCACUUAAACAGUGUGUGGAGCGUAACUCAGACCCACCCAGCGCAGCCCGAGUGGGAACAUUCCAGAGGCAGAGCCUCAAAAGCACACAGACCCGCUCCCGAGGCUCCUGCCUUGUCCAGGGAGGUUGUGUCCCGAUCCCACCUGCAGGCAGAGGCUGCCCUGGGAGAGGCCAGCACGCCUGCGGUUGGCAAGGCCGGCGUUGAGUUCCGUGUGGCUGGAUGUCACAUCCCAAGCGUGAGCCGUGCUAUGUGGUCGCCUCCAGAAAGCCUCGAAUCAGAUGGGCACAUGGGACCUUGUACUUCACUGUCGGUUUUUGUGCUUGAUUUUAAAAAUGGAACCAUGAGGGGAUUUCCAAGUUUUUUUAGGUUUUUCUUUUUUUAAUGUGUCUUAACUGUUGCCUGUCAUUGUUUACAAGCUUGUGGGUCGAGGGCGCUGUCUCCAGGAUUUUAGGGCCCUGUGAGCCAGACCGAGGUGUCCUGGUCACUGUGGCACUGUCAUCCUUCAGUGUCUUCCUGUCUUUCUUCCCCUACUGCCCCCAAAGCAAAGAUUAAUUUAAAGGUUAAGGUGAAGUCACUGUAACCUGUCCUCGUUCUCGCCUUUUCAGUGCAGAUUAAAAGGAAGUAUUCGCACGGUG